This is a messenger RNA of Paraphaeosphaeria sporulosa, 825 nucleotides long. RefSeq lists its product as uncharacterized. The record is from RefSeq and is a predicted model, not a curated record. The transcript is spliced from 2 exons. Lineage: Eukaryota; Fungi; Ascomycota; Dothideomycetes; Pleosporales; Didymosphaeriaceae. The coding region runs from base 1 to 825 and encodes 274 amino acids.
AUGCGCUGCCUGGGCACCACCCUUGACGGGACGAGGUGCGAACUCCCAGCAGGUGGCCAGCCCUACUGCCACAAGCACGACUGGCAGCAGUAUCCCCACGGCUCACCCCAUGCGCGCGUUCUGUACGGCCCUGCGCACAAACGCGACCUCCUUUGUUUGACGCCCAGCGCGCCGAGCGUCGAAGAAGAGUCCGAGACAAAGACCAUCAAGCCUCGCUCGAAGAUGGCAGCGUCAAGGCCCGAGCCUGCCUCAAAGACGCGUUCCACCUCAAAGCUUAGCUUGGACGAGAUCGCAAAGACUACGACCACCCAGCCCAAUCCAGGGACGCCCCCAAAGCCCAUACUGAACAAGGAACCUGCUGCCGUCCGGGGUCCUUCCACACUAGCAGCCCUACGCAAGACCAAGCCGCCGAUCCGGACCCUCGCCUUCUCGCGCUCGGCCUUCCUCCCCGCGAAGAAGAAGGCCACCGCACCCCUUCCCGUCUUUCCGCCCACGGAACCGCUUCCCAAGACCCAUCCCAAGCCCAAGACGACCUACACAGACGAAGGCAAGCAGCCCCAAGUCCAGCCCUCGCUCUCUGACCCAGGUGAGCCUGAGCCGAGGCGCUCCGCUGCGCGCACGCUGGGAAGCUUCAACCGAGCCCCCAGUGCCAUAGCGCGGCUAGAAGAGAAGGUUGAUGAGUUGGCGGGGAGGGUGGGCCGCUUGGAGCUGCAGACGGGUGACAUCAAGGAGGAGACGGGUGAUAUCAAGGAGGAGACGGGUGAUAUCAAGGAGGAGACGGGUGAUAUCAAGGAGGAGAAGGUUGAUGGCAAGGAGAAGGAGUAG